Molecule: messenger RNA, 309 nt
Organism: Aspergillus calidoustus
Lineage: Eukaryota; Fungi; Ascomycota; Eurotiomycetes; Eurotiales; Aspergillaceae
Source: the annotation of a GenBank genome assembly
AUGUCGUCCAUUAGUUACCUCAGACACUCACCGUCCACGGGAAGCGAGCCCGAGACGGAAAGCACGACUGAUUUCCUGUCCACGUCAGAAAGCAGCGACAACCCGUCCGAAACCAGCAGCGACCGCGACUUUGUGGUGUCCGAUACAGAAACGUUGUCACGACGUUCAUUCAGUGACUACUCAACCGAGAACGGCAUCAGCGACAAUGCCGAUGACAUAUCUAUAGAAAGCGUAAACUUUGCUCUCUCCCUUAUGAUACACCCAAACCGCAGCGCGCUGACCUUGGCCAGCCUCAUAUCCACCGCUUAA